AUGCAAGGCCAACCAAGCCCCAACCCUUACGAUAACUAUAACAAUAAUAAUACGGCUUCUAAUAAUGCUUCUUCUCAGAAUGCUUCCACCCUCGAGUCGCCGUCGCUCUCUGCGGCUAGGGCCUUUGUGAUAAUGGGGUUCAACCCCCACCACCGGCGUGCAAACUCGGACGGCUGCUUUCUACAGGGAAGCCUGGGGGAGAUGGGUUCGGAGGAUGAUUUCGUCUCCGCAUUCCUCGACAUCCAGAAGCUGACGACUGGGGACGGCGGCUGCGGCGGGUACUUGAUGGAUCAUGAUGGUGCUGGAAGCAAUGGCGGCGGCAGUGGUGGGUCGGGGAAGAUUGUGAGGCACCGACAACCAAAUAGCAGCUUGUUAGAGGGUUUAGGGGAAAGGAAUGAGGUGAAGAAUGCAAUCUCCACGGAAAAGUUGGCCGAGAUUUGGGCCGUUGACCCCAAGCGAGUCAAGAGGAUUUUGGCAAAUAGGCAGUCCGCUGCGCGUUCGAAGGAGAGGAAGGCUCGCUAUAUAGCAGAACUUGAGCGAAGAGUUCAGUCCCUUCAAACAGAAGCAACCAAUCUCUCUGCACAACUCACAAUAUACCAGAGAGACACAACAUGUCUGAUAACGGAAAAUGCUCAGCUCAAAAUCCGGUUACAGGCUAUGAAGCAACAGGCACAGUUGCGCGAAGCUCUGAACGAAGCUCUGAAGCAGGAGAUUGACAGGUUCAAGAUAGCCACUGGAGAUAAGCAAACUCCAUCUGAAUCCUUCAGCUCAGCAGCAGCACAGCGUGUGGCAUACACCCCAUUGAACUCCCCAUCAACCCUGCAAUACAGCCCCUUGCCUUCUCCAUCAACCUUGGAACCCAUGUCUUACAGCCCUACAGCUGCUGCCUCGCCCUCCCCAUCUACGGCAGCUAACCUCUUCCCGAUCCCAAGAAAAUCAGUUCCAGUGCUCGCCCAGUUGGGGCCAUUCCACAAUUCCGGCCAGUCAGGUUGCUGCACUUGUCCGCCUAAUAAUGUCCAGGCUCCCCCUGAGCAAACUGACUCUGUUAGUCGCUUACAAGGGCUUGAGUCAAGCCCUCCAUUUUCUGUCAGUGAAAGCAGCUCCACAACACAGCUGCAGACUCCCUGAUUUCACAAUGCUGCACAAGCAUGGUGAUAGUUGGCAAAAAUUCCAUUUAAAAGAGGGUUCUGAUCGUUGUCUGUAAUUGCCCUUCCAUUGGCAUCCUAUUAAGGUCUAUU
Molecule: messenger RNA, 1238 nt
Organism: Diospyros lotus (date-plum)
Lineage: Eukaryota; Viridiplantae; Streptophyta; Magnoliopsida; Ericales; Ebenaceae
Product: transcription factor RF2b-like
Exons: 4
Coding region: 1-1128 (375 amino acids)
Biological process (GO): regulation of DNA-templated transcription
Cellular component (GO): nucleus
Molecular function (GO): DNA-binding transcription factor activity
Source: RefSeq, a predicted model, not a curated record